CACACACACACACACACACACUCACACACACACACACACACACACACACACACACACACACACACACACACACACACACACACACACACACACACACACACACACACACACACACACACACAUCAGAGCAGGUGAAGUAGUGAUUAUUUCUGCACGCACACACACACACACACACACACACACCUGCACAUCUGAGGCGACAACACCAGUUUUAGUGCAGCACGAUGAUGAAUGGCACCAAUAAAGAUGCGUUCAAGAGCGUCAGCAGGAAGGCGGGCCUGCAGAUAUGGACCAUCCACAACCUGCAGAUGGUUCCUGUUCCAGCCCAAAGCUACGGCAACUUCUUCGAGGGCGACUGUUACAUCGUCCUGCACAUGAGCGACGCCAAAAGCCCGGCGGCGGACCUCCACUACUGGAUCGGGAAGACGUCCUCGCAGGACGAGCAGGGCGGCGCCGCCGUCUACGUCAGCCAGCUGGACGAACACCUGGGCGGGGCGCCGGUCCAGCACCGGGAGGUCCAGGGUCACGAGACGCCUCGCUUCAGGGGCUACUUCAAAAACGGCCUCAUCUACAAGAAAGGGGGCGUGGCUUCAGGCUUCAAGCACGUGGACACCAACGCGUACAAUGUGCAGCGUUUGCUGCACGUCAAGGGACGGAAGCACGUGACGGCCAGCGAGGUGGACAUGUCAUGGAGCAGCUUUAACACGGGUGAUAUCUUCCUGCUGGACCUGGGCAAAGUCAUCGUGCAGUGGAAUGGAGACAAGAGCAACAGGAGAGAAAAGCUCAAGGCCACCUUGUUGGCGCAGGACAUCCGUGACCGGGAGCGAGGCGGGCGGGCACAGAUCGGCGUGGUCGAGGGCGCAGACGAGCGCGAUGCACCUGAGCUGAUGAAGAUGAUGACGGCGGUGCUCGGCCCACGCAGCGGCUCGCUGAAGGUCGCUGUUCCUGAUGACGACGAUGACGCCCAGAAGGCGCAGAACGGCAGCGUCAGACUCUAUCACGUGUUUGAUGCCGACAGCAACCUGGUGAUCCAUGAAGUGGCCUCCCAGCCGCUGACACAAGACCUGCUGCAGUCUUCCGACUGCUACAUCUUGGACCACCGCGGCUCCAGCGUGAUGGUGUGGAAAGGAAAAGGGGCUUCCAAGGAGGAGCGACGCGGCGCUCUCACCAGGGCCGUGGGCUACAUCAAGGCCAAGAACUACCCAGCAUGCACCAGCGUGGAGGUGAUGUCGGAGGGAGGGGAGACGGCCAUGUUCAAGCACCUCUUCAAGUCCUGGCGGGACAAGCAGCACACGCAGGGUCUGGGCACGACACACACCUUGGGGAAGAUCGCCAAGGUGGAGCAGGUGAAGUUUGACGUCCAGGAGCUCCACGCCCGUCCUGAGCUGGCGGCUCAGCAGCGCAUGGUGGACGACGCCUCCGGGGACGUCAAGGUGUGGCGAGUGGAGAACUUGGAGCUGGCUGAGGUCACUUCCAGCACCUUUGGACAGUUCUAUGGCGGAGACUGCUACUUGGUCCUCUACACGUAUCGUGUCUCUGCCAGGGAGCGACACAUCCUCUACAUGUGGCAGGGUCUUCACGCCACCCAGGACGAGGUGACGGCGUGCGCCUACCAGGCGGUGACGGUGGACCAGCAGUACCACGGGACUCCUGUGCAGGUCCGAGUGGUCAUGGGCAAGGAGCCUCGCCACUUCCUGGCUAUCUUCCGAGGAAAACUGAUCAUCUUCCAGGGCGGUACCGGACGGGCAGGCGUGGCCAGCCCAGUGGGCGGAGUCAGGCUCUUCCACGUCCGAGGCACCAGCGAGCUGAACACCAAAGCCACGGAGGUGGCGGCCCGAGCGUCGUCCCUCAACACCAACGACGUCUUCGUGCUGGAGACGGAGCAGGCGUGCUUCCUGUGGUACGGCAAGGGUUGCAACGGCGACGAGCGGCUGAUGGGAAAAGACGUGGCCGAUGGUCUGUCCAAGCGGGACAAGCGGCUGGUGAUGGAGGGACAAGAACCCGCCGACUUCUGGCUGGCUUUAGGGGGGAAGGCUCCGUACGCCAGUGACAAGAACCUCCAGAGGGAGGAGCCUCUUCACAGUCCCCGCCUCUUCGAAUGCUCCAAUCAGACGGGACGCUUUCGGAUGACCGAGGUGGACGACUUCGCCCAGAGCGACCUGGACGAGGAGGACGUCAUGCUGCUGGACACCUGGGAGGAGAUUUUCCUGUGGGUGGGGAGCGCCGCCAACCAGUACGAGACCCAGGAGGCCUGGACCUGCGCCCGGGACUACUUGAGGACGCACCCGGCGGACCGAGACCUGGACACGCCCGUGGUCUUCGUCAAGCAGGGCUCGGAACCGCCCACCUUCACCGGCUGGUUCCACGCCUGGGACUCUCACAAGUGGAGCGGAGGAGACUCUUACCAGCUGACGAAGCACAAACUCAACCAGCAGACUUCUCUAUCACACAUCAGUCUGAACUUGAAUGAGACCCAAGUGGACCCGGGCCCCGUGGGUGGUUACCCGGCUCCAGGGGGGCCCAUUAGCCCCCCCGCAGCCUUCCGGGACCACGUGGGAGGGAGGUCCCCGCCCGCCAGCGACCCCAGCGGUCCCAGCGGUCCCAGCGGUCCCGGGAUGAGCGUGGACCCCGAGCUGCUCAUCCACAAGCCGGCCUCCGAGCUCCCGGAGGGCGUGGACCCGUCCCACAGGGAGGACCACCUGUCGGACGCAGACUUCCGGCGGCUGCUCGGAACCGAGCGACUGGACUUCCGGCGCCUGGCCGCGUGGCGCCAGAAGGAACUGAAGAAGAAGGCGGGGCUUUUCUGAGGACUUGGCUGCGAUUGCUCCUCAUCUUAAUUAUUUAUUGUGUGAAUGCUCCCCACAUGUGCUUUUCUUUCUUCUUCAGGUUGUGGCGCCCUCUACCUGCCACAUUUUUCACCACAUUCAAACCCUUCCAACUUCAAACUUUUCAGAAAAAUUUCCCAGAAUUCCAGGUUUUUCCUGGGACAUUUUCCCAUGCAAAAUGAAUUGGCCAUUUUUCAAACUUCCACCAUUUCCACAUUUUUCAACCGAUUCAACCCAGACCACCUUCAACAUAUUCCACUCAUCCUGGAAAUUUAAACUACCCUUUUUUCAAGUUCAGAAAAAUUCCAGGAUUUUCCAGAAUUCCUGGUUUUCCAAAGCCCUUUUUCCACUCUUUUUUUUGGCGACUACUCCUUCCACAUUUUUCAACCCACUUCAAUCGUUCCAUCGUCAAAACAUUCCUCUUGUAUAUAUAGAAAAAAUAUAUAUAUAUAUGUAUGUAUAUACAUAUAUAUAUAUAUACAUAUAUAUAUAUUUAUAUAUAUAUAUGUAUAUAUAUAUAUAUACAUACAUAUAUAUAUAUAUAUAUGUAUGUAUAUAUAUAUAUAUAUAUAUACAUAUAUAUAUAUAAAUACAUAUAUAUAUUUAUUGCACACACAGUAUAUUAGUUUAGUGUCUUUCAACUUUUACUUUCUAAAAAGCAGUGUCCUCUAUAGUGGACAUUUUUUCAUAUCAUUUUUGGAAAUGCAGUUUCUCAGAAAAGUUAACUCACAAUUUAAUUUUUUAAUAAGUUAAAUACCUGUGGUCAGUAUAGCUCGGUUGGUAGAGUGGCCGUGCCAGCAACUUAAGGGUUGCAGGUUCGAUCCCCGCUUCCGCCAUCCUAGUCACUGCCGUUGUGUCCUUGGGCAAGACACUUUACCCACCUGCUCCCAGUGCCACCCACACUGGUUUAAAUGUAACUUAGAUAUUGGGUGUCACUAUGUAAAGCGCUUUGAGUCACUAGAGAAAAGCGCUAUAUAAAUAUGAUUCACUUCACUUCACUUCACUCUUAAUUAGGACAGAAAACAAAAUAGUUUUUUUGAACUGGAAAAAUUCACAAUUUUCCCAAAAUUCUAGGAAUUCCGUAAUAACAUUUCUCAAUUCAACAUUUCCCGGCCAAUUUGAAAAAUUCCAACACCAACCAUUUCAACUUAUGCAGACCAUUCAAGUUUUUUUUAAAAUAAUAAUAAAUAAAUACAAAUCCCCCUUUUCCCGACAUUCCCAAUUUUUGGGAAAUUCUCAUUGAAAUCAAUGGGACAUUCUUCAAAGUUCCACAACUCCAAAAUUUUUCAUCUGAUUGAAACGAUUCCAACUUUUCAGCCUAUUCGGGAAUCGCGGGCUUUCUCUUGACAACUUCCAAAAAUUCCCAGAUUUCCCAGAAUUCCAGGUUUUUCCGGGACAUUUUCCCCUUACAAAAUGGAUUGGCCAUUUUUCAAACGUCCACAAUUUCCACAUUUUUCAAAAUAUUACACUCAUCCUGGGAAUUCAAACCUAUUUUUUUCUGAAGUUAAAAAAAAAAAAAUCCAGGAUUUUCCAGAAUUCCUGGUUUUCCAAAGUCCUAUUUUUACCCUUUUUUCUGUCGACGACUCCUUCCACAUUUUUCAACCCACUUCAAUCGUACCAUCGUCAAAACAUUCCUCUUAAUCAGGACAAAAACAAAGUUGUUUUUUGAACUGGAAUAAUUCCCAGUUUUCCCAAAAUUCAAUUAGAAAUGUUACAUGUCAACAUUUCUCAACCGAUUUGAAAAAUUCCAACACUAUUUUGACGAAUUCAGAACAUUCAAGUUUUUAAACAUUUUCCCAAAAAUUCCCGCUUUUCCCGAAAUUUCCAUUGAAAUCAAUGGAACAUUUUUCAAAGUUCCACAACUCCCACAUUUGUUAUCUGAUUCAAACCUUUCCAACUCCAAAAUAUUCCGCCCGUUCAAAAUUGUGUGCUGGCCAACAAUUUCCCCGAAUUUCCAGUUUUAAGGACAUUUUCCCCAUUCAAAAUGAAUGAUCCGUUUUUUCAAACUUCCACAAUUCCCACAUUUUUCAAGCUUUUCAAACUAUUCAACACAUUCCAAGUUCCAAACCAUUUUUCCUGAUUUUCCUGGAACUCCAAACUCUUCAACAUUCUUCCAUUCUUUCAGUAUUUCAGUUCAACUUCAGCACUGGAGCGUCCACACUCAUCUCCUGAUCUAAUAUUUCAUCCAAAAAGCACUUGUUGGCAUGUUUUUAUUCCAGAUGGUCAACUUGCACGUUAAAAUAAAGUUAUUAUGAAUAAUUACGAAUGACAGAAUAUAAUGAAAAAUGUGUCCUUGUAAUAUUUAAUAUUUGCUUUGAUAACAACAGUUAUUAAAAAGUCAGCAUAAAUUAAA
Nerophis ophidion (straightnose pipefish) is the source of this 5178-nucleotide messenger RNA. It is a transcript of the gene vill, whose product is annotated as villin-like. The transcript is spliced from 20 exons. Gene Ontology annotation, biological process: actin polymerization or depolymerization; cytoskeleton organization; barbed-end actin filament capping. The record is from RefSeq and is a predicted model, not a curated record. Gene Ontology annotation, cellular component: actin cytoskeleton; cytoplasm. Gene Ontology annotation, molecular function: actin filament binding; phosphatidylinositol-4,5-bisphosphate binding. Bases 225 to 2807 code for a protein of 860 amino acids. NCBI's taxonomy places the organism in Eukaryota, Metazoa, Chordata, Actinopteri, Syngnathiformes, Syngnathidae.